AUGACAUGCAACGUUAACGAGAUAGAUGAGGUAACACCGGGUGAAAUCAUUGCAGCCUCGAAUAUGAUUGGAAAUCGAAAGGCCCCCAGUCCUGAUGGCAAAGUGCAGAACCUAGUGCUGCUACCGAAACCGGGAAAACCACCAGGCUUACCUGGAUCAUAUCGGCCAAUAUGCCUCUUGGACAUCAUGGGUUUAAAGCCGCCGCCCAAGGAUGGCGUCACCAAAAGUAAUCCAUCGAAACGUCAUCGCGAACGCCUCAACGCCGAAUUGGAUUUGUUGGCCUCGUUGCUGCCAUUCGAACAGAAUAUUCUCAGCAAAUUGGAUCGACUGAGCAUUUUAAGGCUGUCUGUUAGUUAUUUAAGAACAAAAAGUUACUUUCAAGUUGUUAUGCAUAAGGAUAAGGAGGAGAAUGGCAUGUUGCCACACAUACACACACACGCACACGAUGGCUAUCGAACGCGCGAAUUGGGCGCCUUUGAGCAUGGCCUACUCGACGGUGAUAUGUUCCUGCAGGCCUUAAAUGGAUUUCUAAUGAUACUGACAUGCGAAGGCGAGGUCUUCUUUGCAACGCACAGCAUCGAGAGCUAUUUGGGUUUUCAUCAGUCCGAUAUUGUGCAUCAGUCCGUUUACGAACUGGUCCAUUCCGAGGAUCGUGAAGAGCUGCAACGGCAGCUAGGCUAUACGAUCGCGCCCAAGGACGACAAGUGGCAGGACACGGGGAAAUACUAUAGUGGCUAUAGUAGCGGGUAUGGCAGUCCCACAUCGACGCCACAGCAAGUUCCUCUGAAGACGCCAAAAUCCUCGCCGCACAUCAUGGAAGUGGUGUCAUGUUCAUCGGAUGGACCCUCGCCCAUAGAUGGCAGCGCCUCUGCUGCCGCCACCGCCGCUGCUGCUGCGGCUGCUGCAUCUGCGCACGCGGCCAGUGUGAGUGGCAAUACGAGCGCGACAACUAACGGUAGCGGUGGCGGUGGUGGCGGCACGACAAUUCCAAAAAUCGAACCCUAUGAGCGACAGACGGUGCUGAUGUGGGGCUCGCAGUCCAGUGGCAUACCGAUCAACAGCAUAAGCGGUGGCAGCGGUAGGCAUCAUCACAGCAACAGCGAGCGUUCGCCGCAGAGUACGCCAAUCACAAAUGGGCUCAGCUAUGCCAAUAACAACAACAACGAAAAUGAGGUGGUGAGCGCAAAGUGGAAUGGCUGCGCGAGCGCAAAAGAGGCCAAAAACGCGGUCACGCCCGACAACUAUCAGCUGCAGCACGAUGACUCGGGUCUAUAUUCUUCUUCCUCGCACACAACUUCGCCGCAGCAGCAGCAACAGCAUCAACAGCAACAGGUGCCGCCUCCAACUCAACAACAACAACAACAACCUGCACAAUCAACACAACACGCCAGCGGCAAUUCGAUCCUACUUAGCCAUCAACAACAGCAGCAACAACUGGAGCAGCAGCAGCAACAGCAGCUGGAACUGCAGCAAAUCAGCUAUGCCAAUCAGAUACAAACACUCCCCGGUUGCAACUCCAACGCCUCGUCUAGCUCAUCGCCCACAUGCCACUCGCCCAAUGGAGGUGGAAGUAACGGAGUUGCUGCCGCCACCGCUGCCACUGAGCACAUAGCGCUGUUAAAUGGCAGCGAUGCAGAUAUCGCAGGGGCAGUUGCCGUUAGUGCCGCCGCUACAGCUGCCUAUCAUCAUCACCAUCAGCUGACAAUCAUAGCGCCAAUAGUUAUCACUCCAGCGUCGAUGAUGAAUGGCGAUGGUGCGCUGCCAAUGAGCACAACGCUGCAGCCAAUACACGCCAGCGAAGCGAUCACCACAACAUCAGCAUCGGCGCUCAAUGGCAUCGAUGUGAGUAGCGGUGCGCUGAGGCACAAUCUGACGCAUCAUCCAUCCAUAGCGCAGCAUCCAUCUGCACAUCUAUUGUCACAUACAGCGCUAGCCUAUGCGCCGAACGCUGCCGCUACAGCGACAUACUUGAUUAGUGGCAGCAGCAGCAGCGGCAGCGGCAGCGGCAUCAGUGAGCCGAUAAUAGCAAAUGGAAAUCCACUUUGCUCCUUCUCGGAGGUCACUAAUACGCUGCUGAAUCAGUAAGUAAUAGGCGGAAGGUGGUGCAUAGAGAAGGCGUUGAAAAUAUUAGGUAAU
Molecule: messenger RNA, 2136 nt
Organism: Rhagoletis pomonella (apple maggot)
Lineage: Eukaryota; Metazoa; Arthropoda; Insecta; Diptera; Tephritidae
Product: neuronal PAS domain-containing protein 2-like
Biological process (GO): regulation of transcription by RNA polymerase II
Cellular component (GO): aryl hydrocarbon receptor complex; nucleus
Molecular function (GO): nuclear receptor activity; protein dimerization activity; transcription cis-regulatory region binding
Source: RefSeq, a predicted model, not a curated record